Molecule: messenger RNA, 2725 nt
Organism: Haplochromis burtoni (Burton's mouthbrooder)
Lineage: Eukaryota; Metazoa; Chordata; Actinopteri; Cichliformes; Cichlidae
Gene: drc7
Product: coiled-coil domain containing 135
Exons: 18
Coding region: 130-2460 (776 amino acids)
Biological process (GO): flagellated sperm motility
Cellular component (GO): motile cilium
Source: RefSeq, a predicted model, not a curated record
ACCAUGGACACGAGGCAACGACAACGAGUGAGGAGUGAGUGUCACGGAUGUGAAGUAGCUAAAAACAGUUAGCGGAGCCCGGGCGCACAUAAACAUAAUUAACCUUAAUCCAGGAGGAGCACAGCCCUGAUGGAGAUGGAGGAAGUUGCUGCUUCCGAGAAGCUUCUGCCCAAGUCCUACAGGAGCAACUCUCCAGAAGAGAUUCGACUGUUAGCCAUCGCAGAAAACUUCCAGCGUCAGUACUCGCACUUGUGUCCUGACCGCAAACCGCUGCUGCUCUGUCCUGUAAACGAAUGUGGAGUAAAGAAGUUUGUGUCGACGUCUCUUCGUCCAACGCCGACCAUCCACUGUGAACUGUUCGACUGGCAGGGCUGUGCCUCUUUUGUGGCCGACUUCCUGUCGUUGGUCCCUCUGGAUCCGCCCGUGGAGCCGCCGAAGGUCCUUUCCUCUCCCACCUCGGUGCUGCAGAGUCAGAGAGCCACGUGUUUUGAGUAUGCCACUCUGCUGUGCAGCCUGCUGCUCGGCGAAGACUACGAUGCCUACUGCGUCAGCGGCUACGCCGUCAAAGAGAUGUGUCUGCUCGAUCAGAGCAUGCAGCAGUGCCCCCUGCUGGACCCCGAGGUCAAGGCUGUGCAGGAUGUGACCCCAGAACAGAAGGACCAGGAUGAUAAAUACUCAGUGAAGCUGCAGCUGCAGCUCAAGAGUCGUUUUCUGGCCGAGCAAGAGAAGAAGAAGCAGAAGGCUAAAGCUGCGCUGCUUGUAAAACAAAAACAACAAGAGGAGAAAGAUCGGCAGCUGGCCGACCCGCUGCGAGGCCUGCGGGUGCACUGCUGGGUGCUCGUGCUGUCGGGCUGUCGGGACGUCCAGGAGAACGUCUUCAUCGACCCUCUGACCGGGAUCAGCUACCCCACCAACAGUGACAACUUCCUGGGCAUCGAGAGUGUGUGGAACAACCUCAACUACUUUGUGAACAUGCAGGACUGCAGUAACGGCUGUGCUGACAUGAUGUUUGACCUGGAUGAUUUGAAAACGUGGGAGCCAGUCUUGUUUGGAGCAUCAAGCAAAAAGCAACUGAUUCAAGAAGUCCUGAAGAGAAAAGAGGCUAAAAUGAUGGGCAAAGGGAACCUGGUGCAGGAGGGCGUACCCAACGUUUUGGAGAUGCCGAGAUCCUGGGUCAGCUACAUUGCCAUCUCAACAGAAGCCCUGAAGAACCGCUGGCCAGGAGGAAAGAAGGUGAUCCGCUACAAACAAGCCCAGCUGGAGAGGUUUGCCACGUCCAAAAGGUUAUACGGCGUUGUCACACGACUGACCAAAUACAAAGACCGAGGCUGCACUGAGGUCGCCACGGUGAAGGAGUGGUAUCAAGACAGGAGCGACUUCCUGGAGGAGAAGGAGGUGGACAAUAUCAAUAAGAUCACCACAGAGCGCUUCAGACAUGGAAGAAAACGUCACCUGCUGUUUUUGAGGGUCAAAUCACUUACUGUGGGCACUGAGGUUGAAAUGCACUUCAGCGGUGCUCGCGUUGACGACCUGGUGCGGAGGGUGCUGUUGCCGAAAGAAUUAAUCGAGCUCUUCGAAGGCCGGAGCGACUUCCUCCAUUACCGGCACGUCUACUUCAAAAAACAUAUCCAGCUGCUCAGCGAGAACUCACACACGGAGGAAGUGCCCAUACUGAAAGUGGUAGAGCGUUUCCAUAGAAACGGCUCCAAACCAGCCAAUGAAGACGUGGCUGAGCGAGUGUUCCUGAUACCAGAGAAACUGAUUGAGUUGACCUACCACUUAACGGAGGACCGAUUGAUCCCUUCAAAGAUCAGCUUCAUCAAGCCACUGGGCUCAGAAAAAAGGAACGCACAGGAAAUCUCUCUUGACAUGAUCUCCACCUUCCAGGUGGAUCUAUCUGCGAAGCCGUUCACAGCCGUAACCCUGCAUAAGAUGCUGGUGGAACUGAUGGAGGUUGAAGAGAAGGUGACUCAUCAUAUUAUGCGGUCGGUGAAAGAGAUGAGAGACGUUGUGACCCUCCGUGAAAAGGAGACUAAAGAAAUGAAGCUGUGGAGCCGAGCAGCUGCCCUCGUCCACAGCAGGAAACAGAAAAAGGAAAAUGCUGAACUUAAAAACAUUUUGCAGAAGUAUCUGUCUGAGGAGAUCGACCAAGAUGUGAAGAAGGAAGGCCUGAAUCCAUAUUUUGACAUCGAAACAGAGGAGAAAAUCAAAAUCAUUCAAGAACAAUACAUGAAGGACACAGCAGAGGUGGAGAAGACGCAGGAGUGGUUAAAGAUGAAAUUGGACGAACUGAGAAAACAUCGGGAGCGGGACCAGCAGCACUGCGACGAGAUAAGAAGCCAAAUUAAAGCCGCCCUGCAGCAGCUGCACAUGGAUAUGCGGAGCGGAGAGGAGACACACAAGGAUGUUCAGGAGGAUCUCUGCCAGGAACUGAAGCUCUCCUCUCUGAUGGACAGCUGAGCUGCACACACCUGUCGCCUUUUUGUUUUAACAGUAAAAACAAAUAUUGGUGUUUAUUCGUUACACAACCAAAUGAUACAACUACACACGUGUCUGCUUUUGUUUGCUUUGCUUUUCUUCAUCUUUUUAUUUUUGACAUUUAGAUUUUUCAGACCGUGUGUAAGACUUCAUACAGGAGGGUCCUCUGUACACGACUGCCUCUAGAUCUGAUAUUCAUGGUUGUUGCUACGAAAUCAAUCAACAAAUAAAUACAAAUCAUAAGGUU